AUGUCCUCCACUGUUAACAACGGGGCGACCAGCAUGCCAUCCACGCCCGACGCUGCGAACGGCUUCCCGCAGCCCGGUGCCUCCUCGGGGAACUGGCCGCGGUCCGAGGAGGAGCUGCGCGCCGCCGAGCCUGGACUGGUGAAGCGCGCGCACCGCGAGAUCCUGGACCACGAGCGCAAGCGGCGCGUUGAGCUCAAGUGCAUGGAGCUGCAGGAAAUGAUGGAGGAGCAGGGGGGUCGAGGCCGCAGAUCCCAGAGCCGGACGUACCCCGCCGACCUUGAACCGCGCGGGGAGGGCCAGGCCUGGAACACUGCGCUGAAGGGGCAGCGGGAAGGCCCGGCCCGCGGGGGUUGGGUGCUGAGCGCCCCUGUCCCCAGCAGCGUGGCGGAGACCCCGCUGCUGCCCGAAGGCGCCGAGCCGGACUUGGAGUACGCGCCCUUUGACGAAGACGACGGCCCGGUGGACUGCGACUGCCCCGCCGCCUGCUACCGCGGGCACCGGGGGUACAGGACCAAGCACUGGUCCAGCAGCUCGGCGUCGCCCCCUCCCAAGAAGAAAAAGAAAAAGAAAGGCGGCCACCGGAGGAGCCGCAAAAAAAGAAGACUAGACUCCGAGUGCAGUUGUGGGAGCUCCUCACCUCUGCGAAAAAAGAAGAGUGUGAAGAAGCACCGCAGAGACAGGUCUGAUUCUGGGUCCAGGAGGAAGAGACGGCACAGAUCUCGAAGCCCCAAGAGCAAAAGAAAAGAGAAGAACAAAGAGAGGAAGAGGCCACACGCCGAGUCUCCCGGCCGGAGAUCCCAUCGCCACAGCAGCGGCAGCUCCCACAGCCCCUCACUCUCGUCCCAGCACAGUGAUUCUAGAUCACCCAGCAGGCUGAGCCCCAAGCACCGAGACGACCGGCGGAAGACGGGCAGCCAGCGGUCCAGCGGAAGCCGGUCGCCUUCCCCGUCGGGCGGCAGCGGAUGGGGGUCACCCCAGCAGAACGGCGGCAGCAGGCAGCGGAGCGGAGCGCAAGGGUGCCGCCCGGGCUCGGCGCACAGCCUGCCCGAUGUACAGCGAGGCCACGGCGGGCAUGGGAAACGGGCCAAGGAGCGGCCCCCGCGCGCCCGGCAGGCCAGCACCUCCCCGUCCCCGGGCGCGCACGGCCGGCACGGCGGCCCGGAGGGGAAGAGCUCGUCGCGCAGCCCGGGCCCCCAAUCUAGCCGCUCGCCCUCCAAAUCCCGUUCGCGCUCCGUGGAGAAGAGGGCCCGCAGCCCCAGCCGCUCGCCGUCGCCCAAGAAAACCCUGGGCCGGGACAAGGACGGCGAAGGCCGCGCCAGGCACGUUGAGGCCGAAGCUGCCCGCGCCCGGCGCCGCUCCCGCAGCUAUUCGCCCAUUCGCAAGCGGCGCCGGGAUUCGCCCAGCUUCAUGGAGCCGCGGCGCAUCACCAGUGCCCGAAAGCGGCCCAUCCCCUACUACCGGCCCAGCCCCUCAUCCUCCUCCAGCUGCCUGAGCAGUGACUACUCAAGCCGGAGCCCCAGCCGCAGCCCCAGCCCGGGCCACAGUCACGGAAGCUACAGCAGUCGCAGUCGCGGGACCCGAAGCCGCACAUGCAGCCCCUCCCAGACCCCCAGUCCCAGCUACCACAGCAGAAGCAGCUCAGAAAGUGGGGGCUUCUGAGCCCAGACAGUCCCAGCUUGGUGCCCACUGGCACAGUAAGAGGCGAGGGGUCAGGCCCCAGGACUCAUGGGGGAGCCUUCACCCCACUACUACAAAGAGGUCCCAGGCCCAGGGAAGACCUUGAGGGUGGGCGCCCGUAGACAAGGAGGAGCUGGGUUCUGCUGCUUCUAGAGGGUCCCUACCCCCACCUCCUGCCAGCCCACUGUACACAGGGAACAAAGAGCCUUUUGAACACAGGGAUCGCCCUGCCCUCCUUCCUGCUUAAUGCACUAGGCUGGAGACCUCAGCUCAAUGGACCCAGGGACACCUCUGAAGGUACCAGUUCUAGGAGCCUCCCUUACCCACUCUGCAGGGCCCUUGGCUCCUCUCUAUCACUGGGCGGACAAGGAGGUAGGACAGCAAGCAGAAUCUAAGUUAGAAGAAAGAAUAGCCUAACCCUUGGUGCACAACCAUCCAGGCUGGGGAGCUGUUUCCUUCUGAGCUGGCUGCAGGAGGACCCUGGCUGAGGGCUGGAGGCUGGCCCCACAGCCUCCCUAAACCCCUCCCCUGGCCCAGGAGUGCCAGAGUAGGUGGGCCCCUAAGCCCCAACCUGAGAGUCAGGGAUCUCAGUCUUGGUCCCACCUCUCUUCUUCAGGUUAGACCCUCUUCUCCAGCCCUCACCCCAUGCCCUGGGCUAAGGCCACAACAGCCAGGCCUUCUGCAUGACAAGAGGUGGGACAAAACAGACCACAACUGCAUCUGACCCUAAGAUCAAAAGGGGUCCAGGUAGGGUGGUGGAAGAGAGAAAGGCUGGAAGAGGAGCCUAUGAGAAAAGGAAGAAGCAAUGCAGCCCGAUGACUAAGCAGGCCCAGGUGUACCCGAGUGCCCCUUGUCUGAGACAUGGGCCAGAUGGCAGCACGGGGUCAGAGGCCUAGGAUAACAUGUGCUUCAGGCUUGCCCAAGGGAGAACUUCCUCCUCAGGGUUUGAUAGGGAGGUAGUCAGCCAAGGCUUCCCAGAGAAGGGUGCUACAGCCCUUGGGAGAAAGGGUAGGAUCUAGACUGAGGGCCUUGACCUGAGGCAUCAAUGGGAAGCAGUAGCCUCCAGCCCUCCUCUGCUGCUCCCAGCCCCCUCCUCCUGGGGCCCUCAGGGAUCUCAUGAAGUCUUCCUUGGCCCAACAGGGCAGAUGCCCUGGGCUCCAGUGGAGGGAGGGGUCUGGGGUCUGGUCCGGGUUCCCCCUCUCUAUUUCCUCCUCCCUCUUUCUCCGCGGUGCGGAUAAAACUUGGACUCUAAUAAAAUACUCGGUGCCAGGAUGGCAGUUGGUGAGA
This is a messenger RNA of Pteropus alecto (black flying fox), 2964 nucleotides long. RefSeq names its product serine/arginine repetitive matrix 3 (gene SRRM3). Lineage: Eukaryota; Metazoa; Chordata; Mammalia; Chiroptera; Pteropodidae. Gene Ontology annotation, molecular function: mRNA binding. The transcript is spliced from 13 exons. The record is from RefSeq and is a predicted model, not a curated record. Bases 1 to 1659 code for a protein of 552 amino acids.